Messenger RNA from Penicillium odoratum, 1224 nucleotides. RefSeq lists its product as uncharacterized. The transcript is spliced from 3 exons. The record is from RefSeq and is a predicted model, not a curated record. Bases 1 to 1224 code for a protein of 407 amino acids. Lineage: Eukaryota; Fungi; Ascomycota; Eurotiomycetes; Eurotiales; Aspergillaceae.
AUGCUGGCUCUUCGUGACCAGGAAAACCUAGUGAACACCCACCAGACCGCCGCUGCCAAUAAGCCAUUGAACCAGGGAAUCAAGCCGCUAGCUCCGAAGACUCCUGGCAGGAAGGUACGCCUUAAUGACGAGAACAACACCAUCGCAUUUGGAAAGCAGACAGUGAAGGGCAAUGGAAACCGUUUGGAGAAUGGGAAAGCGGGCAAGGAUGCGUUUGUGACGCCGAUGGAGACAAAGAACCGAGCUCCUUUGGGCAACAAGACAACCAACCUGAAAGCGAAAGGCCUCCAAACACCGGCCCCGUUCGGAGGAACGUUGAAACCCGAGAGAACCAGCCGAAGACCUUCUACCCAAAAGGUCAAGAAGGCUGCUCCAGUCACUCAGCAGCCGCAGACAAAGGUUCACCUUGAUGUAGUCCAUGAUGAUGUGGCAGAUAUAGAAUAUAUGCCCCCACGGGCUCGAGAUCUUCCGGACAUACCAGAUGAUCUUCGCUAUGACACCACAUACCCUCAGUUUAAGCCUCGAAACCGUGCUUUGGGGUUGGAGAGUGUUUAUGGACGACAAGAAAUUGGGAGCGAUGGUCUGACAAGCAAGCAGCGCAAAUUUCAGGAGGACUCUGCCAAGUGUGACAAAAUGGUCGACGAGAUGAUUAUGAAGCAACUUGAUGGCAUUAGUUUCAAUGAGCGCAGCGAAGAUGAGGCGGUAAAGCCCUUGGCACGAGUGCCGCUAGCAUCGACUACCCGUUCCAAGGGACUAUCCUCAAAUGCCCGACCUCUUCGGAGUAUCUCUACACUGAGAUCUCGGGAGGCAGCGGCAGCUCUGUCGGCACCCAAGACCAGAGCUCCUUCAGCCAGAAUCGCUGCGGCUUCCAAGCAAAGCAUGACAUCUUCUCUCUUGCCCAAAAAGAAGGCCCGUGUUCCGACCAACCCCUCACCCAUGCGGAAUACUGCAGCUGCGAUGAACUCCAACACGACCGUUGGCUACUCCAAGGGCCGCAGUGUUUCAUCAACAUUGCGGGAAAAUGAGGUCAGCGCCAAGACCACCCUUUCUCCCGAGACCUAUAUGCAUCUUUAUGGCCCGCCUCCCCUGGGCUCGGAGAUGUGGACUCGGUGCAAAGCUGCUGGCUCCUUCGACACUGAAGAUGAUGCUGGACAGGAGCUCCAGGAGUCUCUUCCCACAUUCUCUGAGGAUGAAGAGGCCGACAGCUUCCAGCUCACGCUUUAG